AUGUUGUCACAAAAGAUAGAUGAAGUAAAGGUAUCGCAAGUGGAGAAAGUUCCCGAGAAGGAAACCUCGAUUAUAUCACAGAUCAAAUCAGGGACAGCUCGUAUGUCCAGGAAGUUGGAUUCUUUGGGCGUGGAAACCCGCGGGAUUCAGAGAAUUCCACCUUAUGAGAGAGGGACGUCGAAACAAUUUCUCAGUGUUGCUGGUCUUUGGCUGAGUGCUGCUGGCGGUCUUUCGUCUAUGUCAUCGUUCUUCUUAGGGCCCUUGCUCUUCGAACUGACUUUCAAACAAUCCCUGAUGUCCGGUUUGAUUUCUAUGGCGAUUGGGUGCGGUGUCGCUGCAUACUGCUCCAUCAUGGGCCCUCAAUCUGGCUGUAGGCAAAUGGUGACAGCGAGAUAUCUAUUCGGAUGGUGGUUCGUUAAAUUUGUAGCCCUUGUCGCCAUUAUUGGUGUGAUGGGGUGGAGUAUCGUCAACUGUGUGGUUGGUGGUGAAAUGCUGGCUGCUGUAUCAAACAGCAAAAUUCCCCUGUGGGUUGGUAUAGUAAUUGUCACCGCGGUAUCGUUCCUGGUGGCUAUAUUCGGUAUCAAGCAAGUACUCAGGGUUGAAACCUACUUAUCUCUCCCCGUAUUGACCUGCUUUUUACUACUAUACAUCUCUUCUAGCGACAAGUUUAGCAUGCUAAACACGUUUACGAAUGACGACGUGGAGCCUUUAACAAUAAGGGGAAAUUGGCUCUCCUUUUUCUCGCUUUGUUAUAGUAUCACUUCAACUUGGGGGUCGAUUACUGCUGAUUACUAUAUUCUUUUCCCAGAAGAUACCCCCAAGUACCAAGUUUUCUUUCUGACCUUCUUCGGCACGCUGCUACCAACGACUUUCGUUGGCGUUCUCGGUGUAAUUUUGGCUGCGAUCGCGGUAUCUUACCAACCAUGGAACGACGCAUACAACGAAUACGGAAUGGGUGGUCUUCUAUAUGCUGGUUUUGAGCGUUGGAAUGGAUUUGGAAAAUUCUGUGUCGUUGUAUUGAUUUUCAGUUUAAUUUCGAACAAUAUCAUCAACACAUACUCCGCCGCUUUCUCAAUUCAAUUGUCAAGUGUACACAUGGCACGCAUUCCUCGUUGGAUCUGGGCAAUUGCAUGCACCAUAUUCACUCUAGUUUGUGCUCUUGUUGGUAGAAACCAUUUCAGCACAAUAUUAGGUAACUUCUUACCUAUGGUGGGUUACUGGAUCAGCAUUUAUUUUAUCAUUCUGUUAGAGGAGAACUCCAUUUUCAGGAGAUACUUUCUUCAUCUCUACACUUUGGAAUUCCCAAGAUCAAAAACAGAAGAGGGUCAUUCACGUCCCACUGUGCGCGAUAUCAAGCAUAAAAUUUCCAGAGCAAAUCAUAGGUACAACUGGGAUAUGUGGGAAAACUACGAUGUACUAACGCAUGGCUACGCCGCGACUUUCUCAUUCUUAGUUGGAGUAGUUGGUGUGGUACUAGGAAUGGCACAGGCUUACUGGAUUGGGCCAAUCGCACGCCAAAUUGGGGACUUUGGAGGGGAUCUAGGAAUGUGGUUAAGUAUGAGUUUCUCAGGAUUGGUUUACCCUCCUCUCAGGUACUGGGAACUACGUAAGUUUGGCCGCUAG
Molecule: messenger RNA, 1623 nt
Organism: Lachancea fermentati
Lineage: Eukaryota; Fungi; Ascomycota; Saccharomycetes; Saccharomycetales; Saccharomycetaceae
Source: the annotation of a GenBank genome assembly